Messenger RNA from Odontomachus brunneus, 4460 nucleotides. RefSeq names its product glucose dehydrogenase [FAD, quinone]-like. The record is from RefSeq and is a predicted model, not a curated record. Gene Ontology annotation, molecular function: flavin adenine dinucleotide binding; oxidoreductase activity, acting on CH-OH group of donors. The coding region runs from base 205 to 2115 and encodes 636 amino acids. NCBI's taxonomy places the organism in Eukaryota, Metazoa, Arthropoda, Insecta, Hymenoptera, Formicidae. The transcript has 10 exons.
AGAGGUCUUACAGUUACACUUUGCCCGUUCGCUGCUCCGAAGUCGCGCCGUGCCGCACCGUGCCGUGCCGUACUUGUGCAGUGGAACGCACGUGCAAGCCUGCACCGGCCUGGGUCGCGCGUGCAUCUCGAUCGGAAGGAGCGCGACGACAAGGGAUCGAUCGUUUGAAAGCGGAGACCACGCCGCCACGCUACAAGUGCGACAAUGUCGUAUAAUCUGACGGUCAACCCUGUAUGCCAGGAGCCUACCUACCUCGGCCCGAGCCUCGCUCAGGUCUGUCCGGGAUCGCAGUUUUUGACGUUCAUGACAAUCCUGGACACGUUCGUACGCAGCCAAGACAAGGUGUCUCAGCUGUGCGAACGCGUGAAGCCGACGAAUCCAGCCGAAUAUUACUACGACUUCAUCGUCGUAGGAGGGGGAUCAGCCGGUGCCGUGGUGGCGUCCAGACUGAGCGACAUACCCGAAUGGAAAGUUCUGUUGCUAGAAGCCGGGCCAGACGAGCCACCGGGUGCCGAGAUUCCCAGUAUGGUGGCAAUGUUUCUGGGAACUGACAUUGACUGGCAGUAUCAAACCACCAACGAGAUGAACGCUUGUCUACUGUCCGGCGGAUCCUGCAGCUGGCCGCGCGGCAAAAACCUAGGCGGUACGUCGGUCCACAACGGCAUGAUGUAUAUGCGAGGUCACGCCAAAGAUUUCGACAAUUGGGAAGCUAUGGGCAACAGCGGAUGGAGCUGGCACGACGUCCUGCCCUACUUCAAAUGCUCGGAGAACAACACGGAGACGAGUCGGGUCGGUAGCAAAUAUCACUCGACCGGCGGCCUAUUAAACGUCGAACGGUUCUCCUGGAAGCCGGCGUUCGCCGACGACAUACUCGCAGCGGCGGUCGAGAGAGGAUACCCGAUUAGCGAGGACCUCAACGGCGACCAAUUUACCGGAUUCACCGUGGCCCAGACUACGAGCAAGGACGGUGUUCGAAUGAGUAGCGCCGCGGCGUUCCUCCGGCCGCGCCGCCACCGGAGCAAUCUGCAAAUCACCUUGAACGCCACCGCCACGAAGAUCAUCAUCGAGAAUCAAAAGGCCGUCGGAGUGCAGUAUUAUCAAGAUGGUGAACUUCGAGUUGCCCGCGCCGCAAAGGAGGUAAUCGCCUCCGGUGGUGCCGUAAAUUCGCCUCAACUGUUGCUACUCUCCGGAAUCGGGCCGAAGGAACAUCUGCGCGCGGUGAACGUCACAGUAGUCAACGACCUCCCGGGUGUCGGGCAGAACCUGCAUAAUCACGUGUCGUACACUUUAUCGUGGACCAUCAAUCAGCCGAACGUGUACGACCUGAACUGGGCGGCUGCCACAGAAUAUAUUGCCUUUCAGAAAGGACCGAUGUCGUCGACGGGUAUGGCGCAAUUGACCGGAAUGCUGCCGUCGAUUUACACGACUCCGGAUCAUCCCGAUAUUCAGCUGUUCUUCGGCGGCUAUCAGGCGGCCUGCGGCACCACCGGCGAGGUGGGAGCCACCAUGAACGGGGACGGUCGCAGCAUCAGCAUGUCCCCGACGAAUACACAUCCGCGCAGCAAGGGUAAUCUCCGUCUGGCUAGCAACAACCCCCUGGAGAAGCCGAUCAUAUGGGCCAAUUAUUUGAGCGAUCCCCUGGACGUGGCGAUCCUCGUGGAGGGUAUUGAGGUCGCGAUGUCUCUCGCCAAUACCAGUGCCAUGGCCAAGUACAACAUGACUCUGAGCAACAGGCCGCUGCCCGCGUGUUCCCGAUUUCCGUUCCUGAGCAGGGAUUACUGGGCCUGCGCGGUGCACCAGGACACCGGCCCGGAAAAUCACCAGGCGGGCUCCUGCAAGAUGGGACCGCCGAACGACCCCAUGGCCGUGGUCGACAAUAAAUUGAGAGUGUACGGGGUGAGAAACCUCCGCGUGGCCGACGCGUCCAUCAUGCCGCAGGUAACGUCAAGCAACACGGCGGGACCGGCCAUGAUGAUCGGCGAGAAGGCGGCCGCGUACAUCAAGUCUGACUGGGGCGUCGAACCGACACAAUGUUCCCGGCCGACGAUCGACAGCUCACUGGACCUGCUGCUUUGGGGGAUCAAGUACAUCGAUUGGAACCAGGCUAUAUGGUAGCCGUGGCGUCCGAGAUCGAUCUAGUCUCGUACAAUCCGUCGCGUUUUCUCGAUCCGCGAGGUGUCUAAGAAAGUCGGCGUGAACGCGACCGAAGGCGAAGGACCCUCCGGAAGAGACACACAGGGUGCAAUUUCCUUUCUCCACGGCGCCGCCAUCUCGCUCGAUCGCGUCGGACCUGGCUAAUUGCACGCUGCAACGUGCAAUCGUUUUCAUUGACACAGUCAGUGAAAGAGGGAGAAAGUCGCGCGAUCGAACUGGUAUCAUAGUCGUCGUACCGCCAUGCUUCACUUUUCAGUUAGUUAAUAAUUUUCUGAGAUUCCCGUGUGAAUUUCUGAACGCGUCGCGCGAAGCUUUCGAGAAGACCCGAGAAAGUCGCGAUCGUUUGGUCACAUAAACGCGAAUCUCGCGUACAAUUUACGAGUAUUACUUUACUAUAUACUUUACUAUAUACUAUCGUUGAUUCUCAGUGAGCUUACGAUUAUAAACUCGAACGUGUGUUUCGAUUCACAGUCAUUCGACUGCGUGGUACGCGCCGCGUAUUACUUAUGAAGAGCCUGCCAGCUACGUGUACACACGUCGCGCCAACGACUCCCGUCGUCGUUUCUCUAGUAGCUUCCUUAGUAGCUUAAUAACAAAUAUGUAGGGAAGACCGGGUGUAGAUGACCCUAGAGGUAUGUGCUUCUUCUUAGUAUUUAUCUUAAGAGAAACAAUCUAUACAAAAUCGCGAAGUGGUCAUUUUAAAAAUAGUCAUUUAUAUAUUUUUUCCUGCGUUUCAUUAAAAUCGGAGUAAUAUUACAGUUAAAAAGUGGAAGAAAUUGAUUUAGUAGUAGCAAAUUUUCGAGCCUCUUGAAAUUUUGUAUUAAUAUUUCCCAUCGUGAGUGAAUAGAAUCAAGCGACAUGUUACUAGCUGAAUAAAGUUUCUUGCAAGUGUAUAAUAUACUGUUUCAUGUUUGUAUGCUCACAAUAUACUCAUAUUUGUAUUUCGAUUAUUAAAAAAUUAAAUUUACGGUUAACAGGAUUGUGGCGAACACAUCAAUGCAUAAAAGAAGUCUCUAUUAUGUUUGCACAGUCAGUCACAACAAUUAACUGUCUAAGUUGUUACUUCGAAAUUCUGAAAUAUGGGACAUCUCGCUCCGGUCUCCCGAUACUAUUCGCGUGGGAACGUCCUGUCAAAUGCGAUAACCAAAGACAAAUUCCCGGUAUCUUAACGAUCGAUCGUACAUAUCGAACACGCAGCAAUCGAUCAAUCGUUCCGACGGAGGAAUAUACAGAAGCCGCCAGAAGUUCCAGAACGGCUAAUUAUCUCAGAAAACAUUGAUUUAUUUAAAAGAAUAUAUUAAACCAAAGUAGUAGGAUUUAAAAAAAGAAAUUUAUUAGAUGUUGAUGUUUAUCUGAAAUAACCUUGAAAUAACCUUGAAAAGCGUUGUCAACAUAAUAUCCGUUGUUAUUGUAUAGAGAACGAAGGAUCAUAAAUAUGGAUAAACUCACGGCCGUUUGCUUGCUCGCGCAGUCCGCGAAUGUAAAUCAAAAUAUUGUAAAUAAAUGGUAAAUUGCAUAAUGGCAGAGAGGCCAAAUUUAGAAUGUAGUUUAUAUACCCGUUCUCCGACAAUCCGCUCCUCCAAGUCAUGUUAUGAAAUACGCGCUGCAGAUAAGCGCACGAGUUGAGACAUUGUCGUUGCUGGGUGAGUGUAAAAGAAGUCGCACGAACGUGACGACGAAGAGCAUAAAGUGGAAGUAACGAUUUCCACAUAUUCGUGCGAGCUCCUCGCGUAUUCGCGAAUCCGAAUACGACGGUUGAAUCGAUCAUAAUUUUUGUAGGGUAUCCGCGACUUAAAUAAUCAUGUAGAUUUUUAGUUAUUAACGUAGUAAUUGAGAGAACAUUGGCGCAUCAUUGCACGCGAUCAUCCGCCAAUCUUCUUUAAUUAAUGACUCAAAAUUCUAUUUGGAAAAUGAUAAGGAUUUUGUGUUCAGUUUAACUUAAUCUACACGUACACACGAGAUAUGUGGGACAUUUUGUCAUGCACCCUGUGUAUUAUCAGAGAAAUCUGACCAACGUCACGAUACAACGAGUUAUCCGUAUUACCUCAUAAUUGCGAAAUAAUUAAAACCGCGCGAAGGAAGUAAAGUUUCGACUCGCAAAACGGAUAUUGCAUCCAUUUCGCUUAAUUAAUUCGUAAUUCGAUAAAAGCGACGAUUAUAUCAACAAGCGAGCAUCGAUAACACUUUACAUCCGCUGUGCAAAUUUUCCCUUCGAAAUAGAACGCAGAAUAGAGUUGACUAAAAAAAUACAAAAAACAAUUAACAAAUCAAAGAGCGCAGUUCAUGAUAGGCACGUUUUGCUUGCG